Molecule: messenger RNA, 4227 nt
Organism: Serinus canaria (Common canary)
Lineage: Eukaryota; Metazoa; Chordata; Aves; Passeriformes; Fringillidae
Product: complement receptor type 1-like
Exons: 23
Coding region: 214-3810 (1198 amino acids)
Source: RefSeq, a predicted model, not a curated record
UUCUGCAGAACUGAAGUUUCUCUUUGUGGGGCCAGAUCUGAGCAUGUGGGCACUAUAAAACUCCUCCUUUGCCUGGGGGGCUGGAGGAGAGCAGUCCCUGUUCUGUCCUGCAAGUGCUGAACACGCCAGGGCUCUCCAUCUCCUGCCCCCACAGCUCCAGACACCAGGAGGGGAAGGUGGUGACAUCUGUGGGACCUCCAGGCAGGAAUAAACAUGUCAGCCUUGGAGCUGGGGAGGCAGAGGAGCUGUGCAGCUGUGCUCGGGUCCCUGCUCACUGCUGCUCUCCUGGUGACUGCCCACAGUCUCUGCCCCCCUCCGCCGCGCUCGCCGUCGGCAGAGCCCAAGCAGAGGCUGGAGGGCACCGAGCUCUUCCCCUUUGGCCACAGGAUGGAGUUUGUCUGCAGGCCAGGCUAUGGGAGAAGUGCUCGCACGCCAAAUGUCCUCAUCUGUGGAGUGGACGGGCUGUGGCAUGGACCCAGUGACAUCUGCACACCCAAGGAGUGCCGCUACCCCGGGGAGCCGGCCAACGGCAGACUGGUCCCGCCUGGAGCGUUGACUUUUGGUUCCAAAGUGAACUUCACCUGCAACACUGGGUACAGACUGAUUGGACACUCUGAGAUUGAAUGUGUGCUCAGAAAUGAGGUUCCUACAUGGAACAGAGACAUUCCCACCUGUCAGGCAAUUCCCUGUGCACCCCCUCCAGAAAUAGCAAAUGGGCAGCACAGUGGGACGGACAAGGACCAUUUUCAGUAUGGGGACUCUGUCACCUACCAGUGCCACAGGCCCAGGAGGGGAGAGAGACCUUUCUCCCUGCUGGGAGAGGCUUCCAUUUUCUGCACAAGCAUAGACAACCUGAACGGUGUGUGGAGCAGCCCAGCUCCAGAAUGCAAAGUGGUGACCUGCAAGCAGCCAAGAGUGGAGAAUGGGAAGCUGCUGAGCAGGUACCAGCCUGACUACAGCUUUGGGGACACGGUGGUGUUCGACUGUCACCUGCGCUACAGCCUGAGCGGCAGCGAGGCCUCCACCUGCAGGGACAGCGGCCUCUGGGAGCCCCCCCUGCCCCUCUGCCAGCGCAGCAGCUGUGAUGACCCCCCAGAUGUGAGGAAUGCUGUGAAAACCAAGCUGGCUGGCAACUUGUUCCCUGUGGGCACCGUGGUCACCUACGAGUGCCAGCAGGGCCACCAGUUCCAAGCAGGGAAAACCACCUGGGACAUCAUCUGCCUGCAGGGCUUUGUGUGGAGUGAAGCCCCACCUCCGUGUCAAAGAAUUCCUUGCCCAGAUCCACACAUCCCAAAUGGAAAACUCUUGCACCCAUGGCAAGUGAAAGAGGUUUAUGAGAGCGGGGACAGGCUGGAGGUGGCAUGCAGUGAAGGAUUUGCUCUCAAAGGCCGUGGCAGCAGCGUCACCCUCCGCUGUGGCAGCGAUGGUGAAUGGGAUCCAGCGGUGCCAGACUGCAUUCCAGAACCACGUUGCCCAAAGCCAGACAUCCCUCAUGGAAAGGAGGUUCAUAAAAGCAGCAGUGACUACACAGUGGGGGCCCAGGUGAGGCUGGCCUGUGAGGAGGGCUUUGCCCUCAGGGGCAAGUCCAGCUCCAUCACCUGUGGGGCUGAUCUGAGCUGGGAGCCCGAGGUGCCCUUCUGUGACAGAGUCUGUGGGCCCCCUCCAGAAAUCACCUUUGGGCAGCACUCUGGCAGAGGUGGCAGGGAGUUCUCUUAUGGCACCAAGGUGACAUACAGCUGUGCAGAGGGGCUGUCCCUGGUGGGGGACGAGUCCCUCUACUGCACCUCGGAGGAUGGCAGGAGCCUGGCGUGGAGUGGACCUGCCCCGGAGUGCAGGGCGGUUCGGUGCCCCAAGCCCGUGGUGGAGAGGGGAAGGAUGACCCCACAGAUGUUCACCUUUCCCUACGGGCUGCUCCUGCACUUCUCCUGUGAGCAAGGCUUUGUGCUGCGUGGUGCUGCCCAGAGCCAGUGCCUGGCUGAUGGCACCUGGCACCCGCCCGUGCCCACCUGCCAGCCAGUUCAGUGCCCCAGGCUCCCCAGGCAGGAUGAUGUGGUAAUCAACUUCAACAAGAUGUGGUAUGAGGUGAAUGAAACUGUCACCUUCUACUGCAGGCGUGAUGGGCGCUUAGGGGCACCUUUCAAAACCACCUGCUCAGCUGAUGGCACCUGGACACCACCACCCACGUGUAGGAAAAGUGAUGUGUGUGAGAAGGUUCUCCAAAAUAAAGCAGCUUUCCAGUGUGGAAUUCCUCUGUCGGAUCUGAAGACCCAGCUGGAAAUCCAGAAGCUCCUCCUGGAGAUCCAGAAACUUGAAAAGGAGCUAAAAAUCACCACCCACGGCUGCUCUCAGGGCAGAGGGUCUCUCCUUGCCAGGGCAGCUCCCACCCACACCAUGCCCGGGCUCCUGGGGCCAGGGCAGCUCCUGGCAGUGCUGCUCCUGCUGCUGCAGCCCAGGGGGACUCAGGAGGCUCAGUGUCCCAUCCCUUCCAUUGCACACGGGCAGCUGAGCUCUGCAGAGAACUUCACCACUGGCAGCACAGCCACGCUGCAGUGCGACCCCGGCUUCAUGGGCACUGCCAGCACGGUGCGCUGCACAGCCGGCGGCUGGUGGUACCCACGGGUGCCCUCCUGCAUCCCAGGGAGCGUGGCAGGGCUGUCCCUUCCUGAAGGAGACACCCGCAAGGUACCAAAGCGCAAGAGAAGGAAGAAUCUCACUCAGUUCACAUUCUCUGGGCAGUGUCGCCACCCUCCCUCCGUGGAGUUCGCCGACGUCCAGCCCCGGCGGGAGUUCCCGGCUGGGACCACGCUGUCCUACUCGUGCAGAGCCGGCUUCUCCCUGAUCCCCGGGGUGUCCCCGACCAUCACUUGUCUCCAGAACUUCACGUGGUCCGCGGUGCCCCGGCUGUGCCAGAAGGUGCAGUGUCCCAGCCCGGCCAUCCCCCACGGCACAGAGACCAGCCUCAGCAGAGCCGAGUACACCUUCGGGCACCAGGUGGAGUUCCAGUGCGACCAUGGCUUCAUGCUCCGGGGCAGUGACAGGGUCCAGUGCUCCUCGGAUGGGACAUGGAAACCCCCCGUGCCCUACUGUGACAGGGUCUGUGGUCCCCCUCCCAAAAUCACCAACGGGCAGCACUCUGGCAUGGGGCUGACACGGUUCACCUACGGCUCUGAAGUGAAGUACAGCUGUGUAGAGGGGCUGUCCCUCAUCGGGGACAAAUCCCUCUACUGCACCUCCGAGGAUGGGGAGAACCUGACCUGGAGUGGGCCUGCCCCGGAGUGCAGGGCGGUUCGGUGCCCCAAGCCCGUGGUGGAGAGGGGAAGGAUGACCCCACAGAUGUUCACCUUUCCCUACGGGCUGCUCCUGCACUUCUCCUGUGAGCAAGGCUUCGGGCUGCGUGGUGCUGCCCAGAGCCAGUGCCUGGCUGAUGGCACCUGGCACCCGCCCGUGCCCACCUGCCAGCCAGUCCUGUGUCCAGAACCACGAGUGCCCUUUGGAAGGCUGAAAAGCCCUUUGGGUGAGCAAAGGUGGUUCCAGACCAACGAGACUGUCACCUUGGAGUGCCUUCCUGGCUACCAGCUUCCAGACAAUGCAAUGAUGGAAAAUGCCUGGACAGCCACCUGCUUGCCUGAUGGCAGCUGGACACCACUGCCCAAGUGUAUGAAAGAAGGUGAUGCUGAUGUGUGUCAAGAGGUUCAUUACAUUAAAUCGACCUUUGAAUGUGGUGUGCCUGUGGAAAAAGUGAAAAGUCUGCUGGAAAUACAGAAACUGUUCCUGGAGAUUAAAAAACUAGAGAUGGAACUAGAAAAGUGAAAAGAAACUGGACUCCUGUACAUUCACCUUUCCUUUGGUGAACACAGAGUCCGUGCAGUCCCAGCAUCUCUAAAAAGGUUCUGGGUGAUUUUAUGGUUUAUGUUUGCAUGCCUGGAGCCAGAAAAAAAUAAUCAGCAGUGCUUGGGAGGCUGCUUUUGCUGUGCUGGAUGCCAGAGCAGGGAGUGGGUUUUGCUCUGACCUACAAGCUUGAUUUGCUCUCUAACUAAUAAGCUGUUUCAUGUUUCAUAUUAGGAAGAAUAGAAAGAAAUUAAAUUUAGCAUUUUAAAAUCACUGUCUUAACUGUGGUAAGCUGAGGCAAAAGGGAGUGAAGUCCAGAAAAGCUGAGAUGAGUCCAGAGUUGGCUCUGAAGGUUCUGCUGCCAUGGUUUGGGUACAUUUGGGUACAAGGUUUCUGCUG